CUCAUGUGCCAUAUAUAAAGUAUUAAUUUGUACAAAUUACACUUCCAUAAAAACAAUUAAUACAAAAACACUAACAUCCCACAUGACCAACUUUAACCAAUACCUAUUUCUCUUCAAACCUUCCUCUAAUCCCACCUUCCUUCAUUCUCAAAUAACCCACAUAAAUAUUCAAACAAUUCAGAGAUAGGAGAAGUACCAGUCCCAGUCCCAGUCCAAAUUACAAAACAAACCAAUGGCUGGUUCAGCUUCUACAUCUCCUCCAUAUCAUCCCACCUCCAAGCCUUCUAAAUCUUCAAUCUCUUCCUCUUUCCUCCCUUGGCGAAAAUCCAAUAUCUACACUUUGCCUGUCGUCCUUUUCCUUUGCAUAGCUUCUUACUCUUUUGGUCUCUGGCAACAUGGCGGUGGCCUAGCCAUCGAUGCAUUCACCAGAAAUUCUAGUCCCCAACUGACAGCCCCAUGCAACCCAGUUAAAAUCGACACCACCACCACCACCCCCACCACCACAAAAAAUUUAGAUUUUUCAUCCCACCAUAGCCUCGAAUACGCCGGCGAGACAAGAAACAACACCGGAAAAACAUUCCCUCGAUGUGAUGUGAGUUACAGCGAGUACACGCCAUGCGAGGACGCCAAGAGAUCUCUGAGGUUCAGCAGGGAUAGGUUGAUAUACAGAGAAAGGCACUGCCCGGAAAAGGCGGAGCUGUUGAAGUGCCGUGUACCGGCGCCUCACGGGUACAAGAACCCGUUCGCGUGGCCGGCGAGCAGAGAUCUGGCUUGGUAUGCAAACGUGCCCCACAAGGAAUUGACGGUGGAGAAGGCGGUUCAGAAUUGGAUUAGAUACGAAGGGGAACGGUUCAGGUUUCCAGGAGGAGGGACCAUGUUCCCUAAUGGUGCCGAUGCGUAUAUCGAUGAUAUUGGGAAGCUGAUCAAUCUCAAAGAUGGCUCUAUUCGGACCGCCAUUGAUACUGGUUGUGGGGUGGCCAGUUGGGGAGCAUAUCUAUUGUCCCGAGACAUCCUAGCAGUGUCGUUUGCACCAAGGGACACACAUGAAGCCCAGGUUCAGUUUGCACUGGAACGAGGUGUCCCUGCCCUCAUCGGAGUCCUCGCAUCGAAAAGACUUCCUUACCCUUCCAGAGCCUUUGACAUGGCACAUUGCUCCCGCUGCCUUAUUCCCUGGGGUCUAUACGAUGGGAUUUUUCUGAUCGAAGUUGAUCGAGUUCUUCGUCCCGGUGGAUAUUGGAUUCUUUCUGGUCCACCAAUUCACUGGAAGAAAUAUUGGAAGGGUUGGGAGAGAACAAAGGAUGAUCUGAACGCAGAGCAGACUACCAUUGAGAACGUUGCUAAAAGCCUAUGUUGGAAAAAAUUGGUGGAGAAGGGUGACAUUGCAAUUUGGCAAAAACCAACUAACCAUUUGGGCUGCAAAGUCAAUCGCAAACUCGCUCAGAAUCCUCCUUUUUGCCCUGCUCAAGAUCCUGAUAAAGCUUGGUAUACGAAUAUGGAGACCUGUUUGACCCCAUUGCCUGAGGUUUCAAACAACCAUGAAAUUGCUGGUGGGGAAUUGGCAAAAUGGCCUGCCAGGCUAAACUCAAUCCCACCAAGGAUUAGUAGCGGAACUGUGAAAGGUGUCAAUGCCGAAGCUUUCAAACAAGACUUGGAACUGUGGAAGAAGAGGGUAUCCUAUUAUAAAUCAGUGAACAACCAGCUUGGGAAACCUGGGAGGUACCGAAAUCUUUUGGACAUGAAUGCUUUCUUGGGUGGAUUUGCUGCUGCUCUUGUUGGUGAUCCUGUGUGGGUUAUGAAUGUGGUCCCUGUGGAUGCCAAGGUUAACACACUUGGAGUUAUUUACGAACGGGGUUUGAUUGGAACUUAUCAGAAUUGGUGCGAAGCAAUGUCUACUUAUCCAAGAACUUACGAUCUGAUUCAUGCAGAUUCAGUGUUUACCCUCUACAAAGAUAGAUGCGAAAUGGAAGAUAUUUUGCUAGAGAUGGAUAGAAUUUUGAGGCCAGAGGGGAGUGUAAUCUUCAGAGAUGAUGUUGAUACUGUGGUAAAGAUCAAGAAGAUGAUUGAUGGAAUGGAGUGGGAUAGUCAAAUUGUUGACCAUGAAGAUGGACCUCUUGAGAGGGAGAAACUUCUAUUUGCAGUCAAGAAAUAUUGGACUGCUCCUGCCGAUACUUCUUCCUAGCUUUACUUUUUUUCAUUUUGGAUCAGAUUUAUGUUCACAAUUUUUUUCCCCCUUUUACAUAAUCAAUACUCUAGUCAUUCUUUCUUCUGAAUUGUUUAAA
Molecule: messenger RNA, 2279 nt
Organism: Ziziphus jujuba (common jujube)
Lineage: Eukaryota; Viridiplantae; Streptophyta; Magnoliopsida; Rosales; Rhamnaceae
Product: probable methyltransferase PMT16
Exons: 6
Coding region: 233-2179 (648 amino acids)
Cellular component (GO): trans-Golgi network; cytoplasm; endosome
Molecular function (GO): methyltransferase activity
Source: RefSeq, a predicted model, not a curated record